This is a messenger RNA of Kalmanozyma brasiliensis GHG001, 3300 nucleotides long. RefSeq names its product Zn(2)-C6 fungal-type DNA-binding domain protein. Bases 1 to 3300 code for a protein of 1099 amino acids. The record is from RefSeq and is a predicted model, not a curated record. Gene Ontology annotation, molecular function: zinc ion binding; DNA-binding transcription factor activity, RNA polymerase II-specific; transcription cis-regulatory region binding. NCBI's taxonomy places the organism in Eukaryota, Fungi, Basidiomycota, Ustilaginomycetes, Ustilaginales. The transcript has a single exon. Gene Ontology annotation, cellular component: nucleus. Gene Ontology annotation, biological process: regulation of DNA-templated transcription.
AUGAAUAGUCUCGCCGACGCCGCAGCUCAAGCUUCCGCAGCGGCGGCCGAGGCUGCAGCGGCUGCACGGCUCUCGGCACCCGCUUCCUCAUCCAUCGAAGCUUUCGACCGAUCCGCUUCCUCUCAACCCUCCUAUCCCAGGUCGGAGGGCUCUCACUCCACCAAAGAAGCUGGUUUGCCAGCCUCUCCCCCCUCUGAUGCAGGCUCCCAAGGAGACAUGACCAAAACCAGCGCCGACACUCCCCUUCGUCGUGCUCUCCUUGACUCGGAAAAGCCCGAGAAGCGUGGCUCCAAUCUUGCCUGCUUGAAGUGCCGCGCCAUCAAGGUCAAAUGCUCUCGUGCCAACGUCGACGACGAGCGCUGCAAACGUUGCAAUCGUCUCGAUCUCGACUGCGAGUUCAAGGAGCAUCAUCGAGGCAGGAAACCCAAAAAGAGACCACGGAGCGAAGCCGACAGCACAGGAGGCGACGAGGAGGACCAGCUGGAGGACGACGAAGCCGCUUCCCUGUCGGGUAAGGCUCUUACCGCUUCUCCGGUUCGUGCUAAGGUACGAGAGCUCUCCCGUUCCCCUCCGACCGCUGGUCCAACUAGCACCAACCACCAGGAGCAACAUCAGGCGUACUCCAAGACGGAACACAAUCGCUUCGAGGCCAACGAGCCCGCACCAAAACUGCCCAGCCCGAAAGGAUCGGUGCACGGAAGAUGGUUCGGUCCUUACCUUCAGCCUAUCCCUUCCUUCCAGGACUCCCUCUUCCCUCGCAAAGCUGACUCGCGCUCUCAGCACCAGUCCAACGAUCAAGCUCAACAUGCUCAACCGUAUCAGCACCGUUCCUUCCACCCAGAUCGUAGCCGCGAGCUGCCACCACUGACCAUGCCGUCCUUGUCGUCGUCGUCUUCGCAUCGCAACAGUCUGAAUACCAUCGACCAAGGCUCUCGUCCCUCACUGUGGGACUCUGCACAGGGCAGCUCGCAUCGUGUGCAUCCUAGCACCGCGACUCUGUCAAUGGCCUCCGACUUGCGCGACGACCCCGUGCGUCAGCAUGUUAUCAGCAUGGACCAGGCUCACGAGCUCUUCGACUACUUCUUCGCAGAACUCAAUCCUCCUCUCGCGCUCCUUGACGCCUCUCUGCAUACCAUCGACCACUGUCGUCAGAACGCCCCGAUUUUGUUCUCAACCAUCCUCUCGGUAGCUUCGCGCUUCUUCCUGCCGCAGCAUCAUCGACAGUGUCACCGUAUCGCCAAGUCAAUCCUCAACCUUGCGGCCGCAGAAGAGAUCUGCUCCAUGGAUCAUAUCCAGUCUCUGAUCCUCGUCAUCACAUGGAAGGAUGCCGGAGACCGCACGAUCGUGCGCAAAGCUUUCCGUGCGAUCGGGUAUGCCUACGAGCUGGGCCUUCACGCGACUUUCGAGUACGACGGGGCGGCUGAAGUCUCGGGAGGCAGUAGGGCCAACGAGAAAAGGUCCGACACUUUCUCGCUCCGCUCGCGCAAACGACUGGAGCGGGAUCGUCAACGCACCUGGAUCGUCCUCUGCCUCGUCCACGAACUGGUUCGUCGAGACGAUCGCAAUACCAAGCCCCGUCCACGCACCAUCCCACUCGACGACUAUCCAGACCCGUACCUCUGGAUCAAGCAAGCAGGUGAUGUGCUUCUGCCCAUCGACUCGAGACUCUGCUGGUCGCUCGACAUGUCCAUCUCCACCAUUGAGAACGAGCCUUUCCUCGACCUCAUCAAUCGAUCCGAAGAUGCGACUGCUUUCGGCGGCUUCUUCGAUCGUUAUCGAGGUCGGCUCGAUAUGCUCAGGAAGCGCUACUUUGAUGUACGAGACGGCGUCUUCCAUCCCAAGUUUCCUAUGGACGAGUCAGCGGUCGCCGAGCUGCCCUACCUCGACGCUUUCCGUGACUUUUACAUCUGCCAAUCGACAUGGCACUGGGCAGCGAAAGUAGCAUCGCAGCGUCGUGCGAAGCGGAGCGAAUUGGCGGAGCAGCAGGACAAUGCUCGAUCGGCAUUCUGGUUUGCGCAGACGGUGGACGCAGCGAUGCGAGGUAUGCGCCUCUUUGCGUACAACGUGUGCAAGCCUGGCUACGUGCGCGUGGGUCACGACUAUCUCGUCAUCACGGCCAGCGAGAUGAUCAAGUGGUUCUAUCUGUACCGCGACCACCUCGACGCGUCGACCGUGACCGUCGGUGUCGAGUAUCUGCGUGCUACCCUGCGCGAGUGCUCUCAGCCACAGCGACUUCCCUCAGGCGAGAUUGUGGACACGGAACGAGAAGCACCCGGCUAUCUGGUGCGCUUCCUCGGCGCCAUCUUUGACGCCGGCCUCAAUCGAAGCUUUGAGAAGGCACAGAGCCGCUUGACGGCCAAUGUGGAGCUUUCCGAGUCCAAGGUUGACCACCAUUGGAGUGAUGCCGGUCGGAACCGGGCGCAUUCGGUCGCCGCAGCAGAGGGGCGCGGCGAGGCUGAGCAGGGUGGUAGCAGUGGCAUCAGUGGGUCAGCUACACGUCGACCACCUUGGGGAAGCGCUCACACUUCUUACCAGCUGCAGACAGGAACCGCAGAAGCGGCAGAUCGCUCGUCUCGGCGCGACGGCGCAGGUCCUCGGAAAGUACCCGGAGGCAGCCCGCCGUUCCGAGACAUAGCUUCUGCAACAGCUCGCUACUCGACGGCGCCGUCUUUGCCUCGAGGUCGAUCCGAGCUCGGUUCGAGCCGUAUGGCGGCAUCUUCCCCUGCUGGAGGCGUCACAUCAUACGAGCGCGGAGGUGGCGUCAACCCCGACAAGUCACAAGCUUCGCCAGCCACCUUCGGUGCUCAGCAAGACGUUGCCAUGGGCGCGCCCUACAACGCGAACAACUCGGUGGCGCCUCACCCUGCGUACCUGGCUUCCCCUGGAGGUGCCUCUGGGACAGGCAACAUGCAUCAAGGGCUCGGCUCUGGCUUUGCCGUUCAGAACGCAAGCUCGCCGUGGUCCUCUGCUAGCACAGUGACACCUUCGUGGAGCAACAACAAUCUCAACAGUGGCAGCAUGUUGGCGUCAAGCAACGGCGGCGGGUUUGUCGACCUAGCCGCGGCUGCUACGGGAACUGACUUCAACGCUGCGAUCGGUGGCCUUCCUGGUGCGUUCGCCAGCUCUGCUGCCACGAGUCAACCCAAGAUGGGUGUCAACAAUGCUGCCACCAACGUCGUACCUUUGGCAGCCGACAUUGGCAAGAACUCGAUCGAGGGAUUGGCAGCUUGCCUCAACACGCGCGAUCUGACGUACUGGCAGGAUAUCCUCGGAUUUGAUCUGGCCACGCCGGCUGUCUAG